CAACACCAUGCCUUGUGAUCCAAUGGACGACAUCGAACUAAAAUCAAUUCAGCUCCAAUUUCCAUCAUCAAGAACUGCUCCAAGGCAGAGCAUUGGAACAAUUUCCAGAGUCCCUACUGAUCAUGGUGAAUUGCAAGUUGCUGUAGUUGGUGAUUGCACAAAACCAGCAAUUCUGACUUAUCAUGAUCUUGGAUUGAACUAUUCGUCAAGUUUCAGUGCUUUCUUUAAUUAUCCUUCAAUGAGAGCUCUACUUGAAAACUUUUGCGUUUACCAUGUGACCGCACCUGGACAAGAAGAAGGAGCUCCUACCUACCCAGAAGACUAUGUGUAUCCGACGAUGGAUCAAUUGGCUGGGCAACUACCUUUUGUAUUGACUCAUUUUGGACUAAAAUCUGUUAUCGGUUUUGGAGUUGGAUUUGGAGCCAACGUUUUGGCUCGAUUUGCUAUUGAGCAUCCAGAACAGGUUGGUGCUCUUUGUUUGGUAAACUGCGUGAGCACGGUUUCUGGUUGGAUCGAGUGGGGUUACCAGAAAUUGAACGCCCGUCAUUUAAAAUCCAAAGGGAUGACCCAGGGUGUUGUGGAUUAUCUAAUGUGGCACCACUUUGGAAGAAAUACAGAAGAGCGUAACCACGACCUCGUCCAAGUCUACAAGACUUACUUCGAGCAGCAAAUAAAUCCAGUGAACCUUUCGAUGCUGAUAGACACGUAUUUGAGAAGAACGGAUAUGAAUAUUGCCCGUAGCCCGACAUCCGGACCUCAGAACAACGAUAUGACAUUAAAGAUGCCCGUCAUGAACAUUACAGGAAGCCUAUCGCCACAUGUCGAUGACACUGUCACGUUGAACGGACGUCUGGAUCCGAAGAACUCCACUUGGAUGAAGAUCAGCGAAUGUGGAAUGGUUCUAGAAGAGCAACCUGCCAAAGUAUCAGAAGCUUUCAGACUUUUCCUACAGGAGAAGGAUACGCUGUCGGCGCCUUGCAAAAGCUUUCCAGGCUGAGCAUAUCACAUUCUUCAGAUAGUAUAAGUUAUUAGAGUAGAUAAUUAGAUAAUCAUCUAUCAUUUUCACGUAUUGUUUUUUUUUAUUAUUAUUAUGAUUUUGUUUAAAACUUAAUCAGAU
Molecule: messenger RNA, 1117 nt
Organism: Ctenocephalides felis (cat flea)
Lineage: Eukaryota; Metazoa; Arthropoda; Insecta; Siphonaptera; Pulicidae
Product: protein NDRG3-like
Biological process (GO): signal transduction
Cellular component (GO): cytoplasm
Source: RefSeq, a predicted model, not a curated record